Cavia porcellus (domestic guinea pig) is the source of this 13519-nucleotide messenger RNA. It is a transcript of the gene Fgf14, whose product is annotated as fibroblast growth factor 14. The record is from RefSeq and is a predicted model, not a curated record. The transcript has 5 exons. NCBI's taxonomy places the organism in Eukaryota, Metazoa, Chordata, Mammalia, Rodentia, Caviidae. Gene Ontology annotation, molecular function: growth factor activity; sodium channel regulator activity. Gene Ontology annotation, biological process: regulation of voltage-gated sodium channel activity. Bases 744 to 1502 code for a protein of 252 amino acids. Gene Ontology annotation, cellular component: cytoplasm; nucleus.
CCUGUAACUCACAUCCGAGGCUGGGCGAGGAACGGAGAGGAGAUUUUCCUCAUGCUCACGGUGGUUGGCAUCUGGAAGAGGGAGAGGCCGGAGGAAGGGGAUUCGUGGCGCCGUCCGCCUACUACGAGACUGACCCGGGGAGGGGGCGCCUAGAUUCGCACCUUUUCUUCUUCGUGGGGAUUCGGAACUGCAGGUUCAACCCGAUCCCACUGAACCCUGGAGAUUGAUUAUAAAAAAUAAUAAUCGACACUGGAGAAGGGAAGCUGUGUCCUCGGCUGUCUCUCCCGGAGGUGGUAUUGGUGUGUGAGUGUGUGUGGUGGUUUUUUUUUUUCCUUUUCCUUUCUUUUCUUUUCUUUCUUUUUACUCUUUUCUUUUUUUCUUUUUUUUCCUCUUUUUUUCCCUCCUUCUCUCCUAGGGGCUCCACAAUGGCAGUCUUCUCUCAGUAAGAUGAAUCCUGCUUCGCUUCUGCUGCUGACCCACCCAUCCUCAUAGCGACCAAGUGAAAGGCUAUGGUUUUCUCCCCGAUUAGUUUUGAUCUCAGUUGGGAUUUCUUUGCUUUUUUGUUUGGCUUCAUGCUGAAAAAGGAUUUUUCCCCCAACCCGUUGGUAAUAAUCCAGUGGUGAGCAAAGGGGGAUAAAUCAUUCACCCUGGCCGAGAAAAAACAAUCGCUGAGAAGUCUCAAAGAAAUAUACCACGUGAGGGGAAAAAACUGGGAGAAGAUCCGGAAUAUUAUCGUUUUUCCUAUGGUAAAACCGGUGCCCCUCUUCAGGAGAACUGAUUUCAAAUUAUUAUUAUGCAACCACAAGGAUCUCUUCUUUCUCAGGGUGUCUAAGCUGCUGGAUUGCUUUUCGCCCAAAUCAAUGUGGUUUCUUUGGAACAUUUUCAGCAAAGGAACGCAUAUGCUGCAGUGUCUUUGUGGCAAGAGUCUUAAGAAAAACAAGAACCCAACUGAUCCGCAGCUCAAGGGUAUAGUGACCAGGUUAUAUUGCAGGCAAGGCUACUACUUGCAAAUGCACCCCGAUGGAGCUCUCGAUGGAACCAAGGAUGACAGCACCAAUUCCACACUGUUCAACCUCAUCCCAGUGGGACUGCGCGUCGUUGCCAUCCAGGGGGUGAAGACAGGGUUGUACAUAGCCAUGAAUGGAGAAGGUUACCUCUACCCAUCAGAACUUUUUACCCCUGAAUGCAAGUUUAAAGAGUCUGUUUUUGAAAACUAUUAUGUAAUCUACUCCUCCAUGCUGUACAGACAACAGGAAUCUGGUAGAGCCUGGUUUUUGGGAUUAAAUAAAGAAGGGCAAGCUAUGAAAGGGAACAGAGUAAAGAAAACCAAACCAGCAGCUCAUUUUCUACCCAAGCCAUUGGAAGUUGCCAUGUACCGAGAACCAUCUUUGCAUGACGUUGGUGAAACGGUCCCGAAAACUGGGGUGACGCCAAGUAAAAGCACAAGCGCGUCGGCAAUAAUGAACGGAGGCAAACCAGUCAACAAGAGCAAGACCACAUAGCCAGAUCCUCACGAGUGGUGUGACUUUCUCGUCCUGAGCACAGUUGAGUGAUUUAUCCUUCCCAGACAUUCCUCUCCGGGGCUGAGGAGCAGGGGCGGGGAGCACGCGGAUGCUUUCCCUUUGCUGUCCCAGAACUUCUUUGUUGCAAACGGAUAAAUCUCAACCUGUGGCCCCCACGCAAGAAGACACCUGGACAACCAGCUAAACUCAGACCAUGGAAUGCCCUACCAGAUAUGGAAUGCCUUUUUACUAUCUUUUCUGUGACUGUGACACUUCAUGUGAAUGACGUACUUCACAAGUACUCAAUUCCUUGCCUGCUGACAGCUCCCCCAUAAUCCUUUUUGAGUCCUGUUUCGGCGAAAUCCAUGUGUUUAAGUUCAGUUUUGUAGCACACUAAUAAUAUUGAGUAAUUUCUAGUUAGAAGCUGUAAAACUGUGCUAUUAUGGAUUUCUCUCCUCCUCACUUUCACAGGGCUGCUCGCUCCACUGUCUGUGACCUUUUGCAGGGAUCGGGUUCCUCUAAAUCUGAGAGGUUGCAGUUGGCUUAGUUCGGAGAGCAGUCAGGGAAUCAGGAAGCCUUCUACACCUAUUAUUACCAAUUGCAUCUCUAAAGAUUAAGAAUGUUGUCUCUGGCUCACGUUACUGAUUAAACACACAUAUACGCUCUGUCCAGUAGCAGAUAACGCGCUCCCGAGGUUGGCAUUGGCUGAAUGGGAUGAGGGCCAAACACUGUCCAUGGAAAGCGCUCUGCAUAUGUGUUUGACAUGCCCUCUAGUUUCUCUGUGUGUGUGUGUUUUCUACAUAUCACAAGCUUACUGGUAAUGGUAACAUUUGCCUUGCCCAGCGAGCAAGACCCACUAGUUUUUGAGAAAGUGGGUCCAAAGAAUUCUGUAGGCCUUGUAGGCCUGAUUAAGGUUCAUUUUUCAUCUAUUAAUCUUCAUUAUUGGGGGAAAUAAAAGGUGGAGGAUCCAUCAUUACGACCUAUGAAGUAUUGCGCUACCUAAAUCCAUUUCCAAUCAACUCCUUCUUGUUUUUAAUGAACCAAACUAAUGCCAUCCCUGUUUUGGGCUGCGUUCCACUCAUACCCAGCCAAGCAUGGGCAAGGCGCCUGUUGAGUUCUUUUCUGCAGCAGCAAUGCAAACGUAAGGUAUAAAUUAGACUUUAAUAUUUUUGGUGUUUAAUGACAAGUUUUUAAACUGGACAUAUUAGGAAAAAAAUAUUUUUUUUAGCUCGGCAUGCUGAGUCCGGUGCCACGGACCUCACGGGGACAUACCACUAGCUCAGCCUCCUGGGCCCCCAGUUGCCCCCUGGCUGGGUUAGAGGUGCCUUGCCAUGAUCUCAGAAUUAUCCUAGAAAAAAAAAAUAAAGGAAAACCAACACACUCAAAUAUCAGGUUUUGGGGCCACCAAAAGCUUUGAUUUCGCUUUCUUAGUUCCUUUUUGAUUGACUACUGCUAAACUCUGCGCUUAGGGAAGACGGUACCAACGAGGGCAGGAAUAGUUGACUACUCAGUGAAGAAUCCAUGCAAAACGUUCAACAUUGGAUAUAAUGAGCUUCACAAUGUUUAAUACUCAACUGUUUGGAAAUAUGUUUGUUAACUCUAUGUACUCUUAAUAAAAUUCAGUGUUUUCUUCUCAGAGGAGUUGAGACCAAACUGAACCCCGUUUACAGAAAACAAGCUGUGAGAUCAAUGUACUGGCCUCUUGUGAUUAUUUCCAGGUGGAAGGAUAACCCAAUUGCCAUUUCCCCCAUCUGCACUGUAUUUACUGGGAAAUUAUUUUGUCAUUGCUUUCAUAGAUCUCCAUGGCAGCCCUUGCCCAGCAUUUAAAAUUUUUGGCCUGCUUAGCUGAUUAAAAGUUCAGUAUAAAUUUAAUGUUCAUGCUUAUUUCAUUUUCAUAUUGGAUUCCAGUUUAAUAAAUAAAAAGUCAGCUAACAUUUGAGUAAUUUGUCAAUAAUGUUAAACUACAAAUACAACAAAAUUAUUCCUUUAUCCAUUCUGGAUUUGGUGUCUUACCAUUUUUAAACCCAUUAUUUUUAAGUUAAAAAUGUAUUAGAUGAAGUCCAUUAACCACUUCUUUAGGAAAGACAUAUAUCCCUUAAUAUGUGGCAAACUAUGAAUAAUUUGUAUUUCCAAUUAAAUGGGCUUUGUAGACACUGCUUUCACCACUACACACACACACACACACACACACACACACACACACACACACACACACCAAUUAUAUGUUUUUGAUAAUCAGCUUGUCGUUUCUUUAUCCCUUGCAAACCUGUUUAUUGGUUAAAAUUAAGAUAAGGUUUAUUUUUGUAAAUGACUGAGAUUUAUGUAAAUGUGUACCUUUUUUGUUUUUUUAUGGGUGUUCUAUAGGGGCAUUCAUCACCAAGACCGGGUGUCAGAGUACUUUCUUCUAAUACAUGUUUAGACAUACUGCAGAGGGAUCUUUGUUACCUGUAAUUUAGUUAGAUCAUUUGCCCUGUGUCUGGUCUCACCUGUUGCAUGGCAAGAGGACAGCACCAAUGAACUGCAUGUAGUAGGAACCUGUGUAUCAAGAGCUGUUGGUAUGUAUCACUCAAUUUACAUACAAAGCGUUUGUCUGCGUUGUACAGUUUCUGUGUUUACUACCAUUUGUUGUAUUCACAAAUACAACAUAUCGAAUAAAAUAUUUAUAAGAAGGCAUAUGAAUAAACAUCCAACAACUUUAUGUAACAAAAUGACAUUGCAUCACCCACUUAUAUAGAGAAAUGUCAUGUAAGUAAGUUGGUAAACACAAUCUCCCCCUUUACCAUGCCAAAGAAAAUUUUAGCUCUUUGAUGAUACCUCUCUUCCUACUCUUCCAGGAUAAGACUUCAUCAUUUUUUUUUCCUUCAGAAAUUAAGUUUGCUGUUUUGCAAUCUGUCACUCUGGCUGUUCUGUAUAGUGAAGCUGAUGGAAUUCAUUUGUAUUGAUAGACCAUGUGUUUCAUAUCUCCAUGUACAUAUGUCCAUUGUAUCAAGUCUCACUAAUACCCCAUUUUUUCUGCAUGCAUAUCUGGUAUGGGAGGGUGAUUCCUGCUGGUUUGUUAUGUAGCUGAGUGCUCUACCCACCUUCAACAAUACUCAAAAGUGUAACUUUUUGAUAUUUUAAGUGAUAUCAUUUUUAUAGUAAGUCUACUUUCUAAGAUUUGCUACCACCCUUACUUGGAAAAAUUAUAGAAGAAAUGCAAGUGGUCCAUCCUAUGUAAAGAGUAAAGUAGAACUUAGCAUCAUUUCAUUAUGGAACUUGGUGAAUUUAGAAAUUCUUGCUUGAAGUGUUUGUGUGUUUUUAUUGUUUUGGGGUAGGACUAGCUGAGAUCCACAAUGGGCCUAAAGGACUCCUUCUCCAGUGCUUCUAAUUGUUGAAUUCUUGGCAAGUAUAAAGAGGUACUUUUUAUCAUCUAUCCACUUGAUUUAUUGCUGCUUAAAGCACUACAACAAUCACUUUAUCAAGAUGAUAGUAGCAGAUUUAGUUUUGAUAACAGAAAACAUAAAAUGAAAACUUUGUUAUUUAAGUUACACAUGUAUUGCUUCAUUUAUAGUUUUUUCCCUAAUAUUGCAGAAGUAAUGUUGGAUGAGACGGGGGGGGGGCUAACUCAUAUUCAGAGAUUAAGAGGAGGUGAAAAUACUUUAAAAUUAUUUUCAGCUUUAUUUUAGGAAGAAAGAAUGGAUAUCCAGGGUAAUAUUAAUCUAAAGGCUUACUUAUUUUCCAAAACCCAGGCAUACCAAAAUGAAGAAUGUAAAUAAUGUUACAUUAGAGUAAAAUACAUUCCAUAGCUCAGGAUUUUAGGUUACAAAGUUGGCUGACUCUGGAAUACAGAGUAGAAUUUCAAAGUUUUGAUAGUUGAAUCUUCAAAGAAAGGCUUAUUUAUUUAUAUUUUGGCUUUGUUUCUUUCUUGGUUUUCAGAAAGUGUUUCUCGUGUCUUCUAUCAGAGACCAUGUUGGAGUUGUGGUCAUAAGACCACUGCAUUUAGUACACUCUAGACCAGGGGUUAGGAACCUUUAAGAGCUUUCAAUGACAAUAUUUGGAGUGCUGAAAACGCAUGCCGAAAGUUCAACAUCGCUGCUUUAGAUUUUAGGUGAGAUCAGGAAACCCACAAAGGCAGCUACAAUGAUUCUUUAUUUUUAGGACUUUGGUUGGAUUUUAUUGAAUAAAAAGUCUGUGGAGGUAUUCCUCUGUGAAGGCUUGCCAAGCAAGUAGCAUCAGUGCUAGCACCAUCAGUAAAUUUCUUGGCAUCAUCCUCACUGACAUUAAUCUCACUGCAAUUUUUCAAAAUGAUGAAUCCAACUCCCCCCCCAUUACAAAUGUGUCCUUUUCCUGCCUUUUUAAAGAAUAGAGGCUCAAUCUUAGUAAUAAGAAUAAAGUCAAACAAAAAAUUCACAUUUAAGAGAGGUGUAAGUUAUAAUUUUACACAUAACUAUUUUUUCAUCUAAAACCUGAAAAUUCAAUCCCUUCUUUACAGAUAUACUGAUGUUGUCAUUGUUAGAGUGAAAGCCCCUCCCCACACACACUAUUGCAGCAGACACAAAGAAGUGAAAAAAUAUUUGUUUUUAUAGAAAACAUAUUCAUUAGAGUUUAGAUACCAUAUGACUUAUGUUAUAGUUCAGGUUUUGCUUUAUAAAUUGUAAUUUAUUCCUGGGACAUAAUUAACUGUACAUAUUUUCAUCUUUGUCCAAAUGUGAGGAAAAAUCACAUUUUGAAUUUAUGAUGUAAUAACUUCUCCAACAUAUGAAGUCUUUUCCUUAGAAUACAGAAAUGUGAGGACAUUGUUGGCAUGAAAAUAUAAAAAAUACUUUGUUGUCAUUGCUAUUAAUGACAAGGAAUAAUGAUAUAGAGAGAAUUGUACAAAAUAAGACACACCUGAGUUUAUGUGAUGAGCCACAAGGAAUUAUGGGUACUACCAGUGAAGCAGAAUUUGCCCGACUGUACUCAGCUCUUAGCCAAACCCAGCCCUCAGUCUGUUUUUGUAGUGCUUGGCUGUUUGGAUGAACUUCUGUGUACUGUAUUUUGUAUUUUUAAAAAAUAUUCAGUGUAAACAAUCAAAGAAGACGCUAGAGUGAUGAUGUGAUUCACAGUGUAAAAUCUUUACUGUUCCGUUGUUUACAGAAGCAUAAGGACUGCAGUAGAGAACCCUGAAGAUCCAGUUGUAUUACAAUGGCUGAAUCAUGUAAUGAGUCCCAAUUCUGUACAUCACCAAAUAAACCAUCAAAUUUACUUUUGAAUGAUUGUGGUAGGUUGGCUUGAGACUUAAAAUGUUUAUAGAGAAAAGAGGAAGCAGUGUAAUCUGUAUUUUUUCUGACUACCCAUAUUACCCUCACUUUACAAAGCUGAUACAUCAGUCAACAUGCCUCAAUAAGAGAGAUAAACUGGUCUCAUUCCCUAAUCUCAAGACAGAACAAUUUUAAAAAUUAUUAAAUUAUAAGAAUAUUAUUAGUACUAUACAAAUCAGCAUCAGUUAAAUUUUCUCUCAAAAUAGUUUCAAUAUGGGAUUUUUUUAAGUAACAUAGUGAAUGCAUACUUUGCUUAAUUUUGAUGAUUUGUGCUACAAAGUCCAAGCCAUGGCUCUAGAAUAUUUACAUCUUAAAUAUAAUAUUUCCAAGUAAAAGCUUUCAUCCUAAAACAAUAUUGAAAUGAUUUUGCUACAUUAUUUUAGGACUUUGCAAAACAAUCCAUAUUUAGAUACAAAUGUGUUUUUUUAACUCUAAAUAAUUAAACAUUGCCUAAACUAAUGUAUGAAAGUAGAUCUAAUUAUAUAUCUGUAAGGGAAGUCCCAAUAAUUGUACAUUUUCAUAAUUCAUUGUGGAUUUCCACACAAAGUUCUACCAUUAAGAAAAUAAACAUUUUUUUAAUCACUGAAUGAAUAUUUCUAAUUUCUAUUUAAGCCAUAUCUAUCUUUUUGGUCUCUUUCUGAGCUUUUGGGAUAGACGGCAUUUUGGCUUCUUUGCAUGACCCUACUUUUCCUAAGAAAAGUGACUCAAGAGAAAUUAACUCCUAUUUCAGAUUUAUCAUAUUUCUAACUAAAUGCCGUCUUUAUGAUUUCUUGCACAUAUACUCACUGCCUAGUUUCUAAAAUGUGGUAGUUUAGGAACCUAAAAAUGAAUAUCCUUGAAUAAUAAUUCAUUGUUGUUGUUACUUUUUAAUAGGUAAAAAACAUAUAUUGACACAGAAUGUAAACGACUUACAUCAUUAUUUAUUUAAAAAGUUAAAUUGUACAUUUUUCAUAAUUUCUUCCUUUAUCUUAAGAGAAUCGUCUUUUUUGAGUUUAAGGGGAGAUAGCCAAUGACUCACUUGAUAUAUGAACAAGUUUUUCCCCCACUUAGGAAGCAUUUGAGAUCUGCUUAUGCUCUAACCAACAGUAUACCUUAUAUGUUUCUGUUCAUUGACCCACUUGGACAUGCUGAGUGAUAAGAAGUCCUACAAAAAUCUGAUUGAUGGAUUUACAUGAGAAUGAAUCUUUUCCUUAGAUUGUAACAUGAUCAUUGUCAUCAAUGUAGCUUUCUAAAAUUUAUGCUAUUCAGGCUUCUCAACUUCAGUACUAUGAGACAUUUGGAUCCAGAAAAUUCUUUGCUGCAUGGCAGUCUUGUGCACUGUAGGGUGUUUAGCACCAUCUUUGACCUCUAUCUGUCAGAUACCCAAAGCACACCCUCACCCAGUAUGAAAAUCAUCACUGUCUAUAGCCAUGGCUGAUGUCUUCUACAUGGCAAUACUGUUCCCAUCAGGAGCUGCUGCUGUUAAUUGAAAGAAUGGUUCUAUCUAGUGCUAUUUAUACCAGAGUUAUCUGAAGUCAUCUUAAGUGGGUACCCAGGUUUCAUUCAGAAAGUCAGAAAUAGAAAAACAUACAAUAGUCUGUUAAAUUGGUCCUAGUGUGGAUUAUAAACGAUUUUCUUUGUAUUUAUAUGUUCUAAUACUCUAAAAAGAUAAGAAUCCAGUCCUCUCCCAUGGAAUUAUUAAGGGUAUUCUGUGCCAAGCCAGAUUUCACAUGCAUUUCCAUUCCAGCCAUCCCAGCAUUCACAGUUGCCACAGUUACAUAUUCCAUUCCCUGCAAUGAAAUACAGAAUCAUUAUUAGGGUCAAAAUAUACCACAGCAAAAUAGGCUGUUAGAAGCUCUACCUGUUGAUAAGGAGAGCUAUCUCAUCGCCCUCUCUGGGGUGUGUUAUCUGAUGAUCUCAAUACUGCAUUUUAUUAAGCAGCUAGAGAAAAUCUGAUCUUUCAAACAAUGAAAGGCAUCUAUUUGGAGCCAUAACCUAUGAAUCAGGUAGUAACUAUCCUGUACUGCUCCAGUAGGGCUACCAUGCCCUAAUUGUGUGUUUUCUUUGAAAACAAGUUACACCUGAUUUGCAAAUAAAUACUGAAAUACUAUAAGACUCUCAGGCAUAAUAUGAGGAAGGCCAGGGGACAGCAAGUAAGAGUGACAAAAAAUGAUUUUCUAAUUUAAAGCUGUACACAUAUUCAUUUCUAUCUUUAGAUAGAAAGGAAAACAGAAAAAUCUAGGACUUCAUUUUCCUUGUAACUGGUGUAAGCAAAUGUAUUUUACAAGAAAUUACUGAGAUGCAACAAAACAGAAUAGCACUGGUUAUCACAAAGGUGAGCUUUUCUGUAAGUUGACUCCUCCCUCAACACGUUUGCUGUUGCCUGAAAACAACCAACACACUUACUGUAGCCACUUGGAUCCUUCAUAAAAUAAUACUCCAUCUCCUACAUCAUGCGAAAAAUAAAAUAAUUCUCAAGAGACUUUUUUCUCAAUACAUAAAUUCGUAAGUAUCCAUUUGUAGGGUAGGUUACCUUGUAUAAAUUUCCCAGCAAUCAUGUAAUUGUCUUAACUUUGCCAGUGCAGAUUCAAAAACGUUUACUUUCUGCAUAGCGACUUCCUGUUCAGUUGCUACUUGAUUCAGGGAACCUGUCCUGUCUGAUCACCUAAAUCACCAUGUUCUGGGUGUUGUGGGACUCCACUGCAGAGUGUGGGACACAACAGUAAUAGUUCAAUACUGCACCUGUGCAAAUGAGACCAUCAUGUUUGUCGCAGUCUCUGUCAUCACAGUCGCAGAAUUCCCCAGAAAUAUACCACUCCUCGGCAGAACAAAUGCACUUUCCACAGUGACAAGAACCUGAAAUCGCAAAGGGCAUUACUUGCAGUCCCUAUGUAACUAAAGAUUUCCAUUUAGAAUAGAAUACCAUUGACACACAGACAAUAGGCUUCUAACAACCUCUCUUUCAAAGGUAAAAGUUUAUUGAAUAGCUCCUUUCUCAGAGGGAAGUUUCACUUACUGUAAUUCAUAAAGGUCAUCCGCCAAAGCCUUCAUUAUGGAUUGAGACAGUUGCAAUUAGCCCUGGGCAAACGUUCUGUGGCCCAGGCUGGUUGAAAUGUCAAGGAGAACAAAAUGUGGCUGAUUCUUAGAGACAGUCUCAAAAAGGUGUGCAAAAAUACACAGUUUCUCUUCCCCUUUUUGCUUUUAUUUUAUGAACUGAAUCAUGUUUUGAACAUUUCUGUUCUUUAAAGGAAUACAGUAGUAUAUUCUAGUAAACAAAGAUGCAUUUUAUAAAUGAAAUAGCUACUGAGUUAGUGGCUUCAUAAUUUUGGAUUUUUGUUUACCUGGUGUUUUGAAGGAGGUACACACAGGUAUGUGUAGAGGGAGUGAGUAACUAAGUUGUUAUGAGCAUUUACCGUAUCCUCAGGAUUCCCCAUUAUAGUCAAAGGUAGCUGGAAUCACCCCCCCACACCAAAUGUUCACCCUUUCUGAGGCUCUAGGUUCAACCAUUUCAUCCUGCCAUUUCACCUAUCUCCCUUCUUUUAUAACCAUCUUCCUAAUCUUUAAAACUUAUUGCUUAAAAUACUUAGUAAAAUACUUACUGAUUAAAAUACUUAGUUACUAAGAAACUUACUUAGUUACUAAGUAAAGUUACUAAGUAACUAAGUAAGUUACUAAGUACAAUUACUAAGUUAAGUUACUAAGUAAAGUUACUAAGUUACUAAGUAAGUUACCACGUAAAAUACUUCAUUACUAAGAAACUUACUGCUUAAAUACUUAGUAAAAUAUUGACUGAUUAAAAUACUUAGUUACUAAGAAAUAAUUUUAUCAAUGGUAUAUUUUAAACCAAUGAUAAUAUCUGAUUAAAUGGUGUGUCAAAGAAAGAAAGUUCUUUCAAUCUAAACAGCUUUUGUGACAAGCUAAAAUAAAUCUUCACAUAGUAAGAUUCUUUCCAGUACAUCAAGAAAGACAACUUUGAAAUUAGAAAGAACUCCUUUCCAUUUUCUUAGGCUGGUUCUUUUUUCUAAUUGUGAUUUCUUCUUACUAAAAUAUGGUCAUUGCUAAGUUUUUAAUGUCAAAAGCAUCACUUUGAGAUGAUGUAGUACUUAGCAUUGUGAUGUAGUUAACAAAAUUCCAAGAUUAAUAUAAGUUCAAAAUAUAUUAGGAAGCCAUGGCAGGAAUCAAUCUUGAGUCUUUCUCUUGGAACACAGGGACUUAAAAGUCAUUAACGACCUGAAUAAAGUGAUAAGGGAAACGAAGUUAUAUUUAACACACAUAUCCUAGGAGGGUUCAGAUUAAUGUGUCCCAAGCAGGAAGUCCUGUGCGGUAUUUCACAACGUGGAAACUACUAUACAUAUGUUAGAUGUGAAAGAGACUCCAAUGGUCUAAUCAAGCUUGAGCAAUCGCUUAUUCCAAGCUAAGGGAAAGAAACAGAAGUAGAUGAUUGUGAGAACUGUUCUUACACUUAUUUUCAACUACUAGCUGAUCACAACAUAAUUUCAUUGAGUCUUGGCUUGUUUUAUUCAGACUCUAUGCUGAUUUGCAGGCUUUUGGGCCAACUAUAAGUAUCUUUCAGUUCUGCCCAGUGAUUAAAAAUGUGCUAGCUGCUUGGAACUCAGGGGUGUCUUCCCAAGUCAGUCUGCAAAACGCAUGGCUCUCAUGUCUCAUCCAAAUACAACGUAUUCUUAUUUUUGAAAUUUAUUUGCCCCAAUUUUAAAGACCUUUUUUUUUUCAGAAUUCUAAGCAUGGAGAUGUUCAACACUCGACUGCUUAUAUGACAAAUGAUUAGUAAUGAAUCUGCCAACAAAGAAACAUGGUCCAUUACAAUGAUUAGCAAAGAAAUUUCCUCAAACGAAACAAUAUUUAGUAUUUUGUUUCCAUGAAUGAAAGAAGUUCAUUUGAAGAAUUUUACUCCUUUUAAUUGCUUCUAAAACAAUUAUUUUCCUUACAUUGAAAAAUUCCUUCUACAACAAAACUAAAUAAUUUGAUAUAUCCACCAUACUCAUGUAUUAUAACUAUGAUAACUUUUGUAGUGUCAGAGUUCAUGAAGAGAUCUUACAUAUUAUUUUUACCUUUACCCACUGCUUGAAAAAAUUCUGUUCACUGCCCAUGCUUCUAGGAAUGCUCAACUUCAUGCCAUAGAGAAGUAUUUUUCUAAAACUGGUUAGGUCAGCUAAAGUUCAUAUGGAUAUACCCAUACAGCACUUGAUUAAUAAAUUCCGGUUCCAGAAGUCUACUAGUCACAAAAUACUUAGACCUUAAAAAUAAAAGGAGGAUUGAUUUUGUAUGUGCCAUGAAACAGUAGCUUUUCCCAGUCAACAAUUUCCCAGCUGUUUGUUCUUUCCUAUUUGUCAAUGCUCAAAGCAUCUUAGAGGUAGGAGAUUCUUCUACUGCUUUGUAUAACUAGGAAUAGCAUAGCACAGUCUGAGUAGUUAUUAGGAUCUAUUGUAGUACCUUCUUUAGCUCUAGGUGUUACCAUCAAUAACCAACAAGGGGAUCAGUUGUCUCUCUCUGGCAAGUGUCAAAUGUAGGGAGAAGAUUCUGUCCAAUAGGUGUAGGCUGUGUGACUCCCCAGAGGUGAGCGAUUGUUCAGCUCAGCUGAUGGACUCACUGGACCAGAGACCCAGUCCACCAUGGGGAGCAACUGGUCCAUCUUAUCAGGAGCCCUAGGGUGGUAAGUUCUUAAAAACAACACCAUUAAUCCAUUUUUUUUCUUUCUCAAUAUAAGAUGAACUCUUAAGAAUGCUCCUAUCUCUCUCUCUCUCUCUCUCUCUCUCUCUCUCUCUCUCUCUCUCUCUCUCUCUCUCUGUGUGUGUGUGCUUUUUGCUGGCUUCCAUCCUUGGGGAAUCAGUCACAUUUUCUCAUAUGCCUUCACAGUAUCCUUAGAACUUAAGAAAGGAAAAGAAACCAAUCUCUGCUUUCAAAGAUGAGAAGGGAAGAACAAAGAGGAUAAGGGCACUGUCUAGAACCACACAGGCAAUAAGCAUCAUUUAACUUCAGAUUUCAGUCUGAUUUGAUCUACCCUUGAUCUAGCAAUCAGUCUAUCUGUGAUGUCACUCACAGCAAAAACUUUCCUAUGGUUUCAAAACAGAACUGUUUGCUGCCACAAGUUUGAUGGGAGAGCCUUCCUGGAUGAGGCAGCCGGACCAGUGGGAUGAGGCUAGGUUUCAGAAGCAGGACUUUUAUCUGUUCUCUUAUUUCUUGGAUAUAGGACAGCCAGGUGGAUACUGAGAGGCAGGUGGGUGGACUCUGGACUAACUGGAUGAUGUGAGGGCCAAUGGUAGCUUUGGGAAGGCUGAUGGAGACAUUUCAUGAUGUGUAUUGACACACAACAGUGAGAAUAUAGGAUGUGGGUCUAGGUUUAAGUCAUUAAAGUAAAAUGUUUCUGUGUCAUCAUGGACUCAAAUAAAUCCCCAACUAAAGAAUUAUAUCAUGUAUUCUGCAAAGGUAGCUAAACUUAGGGGAGAUCUGACCACUAAGCUCAUCUCUCUCAGUUAUUUACAGAAACAAUUUGGGUCUAAGGGCAAGGCACUUUUGUGGGUUACCCCGUCUCAUUACUAACAUUGGACUUUCUUUUUCAUUCAUCAAGCCUGACAAAAUGCUGCAACUCGACAUCCCAGCAGGCAGUUUCCACUACUGUACUAACGACUCCAUCUGUUAUGAAGGUCACAACAAUGUAUCUUGUUUUAAAUUUUUCUAUGGAGUGAUUUAUUGUCUUGGCUAUAAAUUUGUAAAGAAAUAAAAUGCUAUUUCUUCAUCGUC